Cylindrotheca closterium is the source of this 1587-nucleotide messenger RNA. The record is from the annotation of a GenBank genome assembly. Lineage: Eukaryota; Bacillariophyta; Bacillariophyceae; Bacillariales; Bacillariaceae.
AUGAUGAGCAGAGUGCUUGCCUUGCUAUUGUCAUUGGCGUUUUGUUAUGGAACAAGCAGUGCCUUUUACAUUAAUUCCAAGAAAGGAAUGACGAACGCUUCAUACCAGAAUGGAUAUCCGAUGCGCCCCACCAAUACGCCUUCCAUCCUAGCGAAACGACAGCAAAAGAUUGCCCUCAUUGCCAAUGUUCUAGAAAGCAGCAGCUUGAUGAUGGCCAAAGAUCCACCCGAUGGUGAUGAGGAGGAGGAAAGCGAUUCUUGGUUGUGGAUUCCAACUUUGGUAUUACCACUUCAACUCGUCUACAUCUCCAACCAAUGGAGUAGAUCUUCACUGUACUACUUGGUCAACUUUUCGCAGGAUGCAACCCCAGAACGUGCUAUGAACUUGGACAUUGGGUUCAGCCAAGCCCAAUAUGGAUUGUUGGCGUCCUUGGCGUUUACCUCCCUCUUUGCCAUUGCUUCCUUGGGCGCGGGAAUAGCAUCCGACAAGUACAAUCGAAAACAAUUGACUGUCUUGGCCACGAUUGGUUGGAGCGUGGCAACGCUGGGAACGGCAUUCUCCACUGAUUAUACCCAAGUUUUGGUAUGCCGGGUACUAAUGGGGUUGGCGUGUGCCUUUGCUACACCAACGGCGUAUACACUCAUCAACGACCGUGUCCCAAAGGAUCGAACAUCAUUGGCGACUUCGUUGUAUGGAACGGGAGUUGCAUUCGGAGGGGCAUUGGCAUCGCUCUCCAUCCUUUUGGCCAACCAAAUUGGCUGGAAAGAUACUACCAUUGCCAUCAGCGUUGCUGGGUUUGCUUCCGCUGGCUUGUCGGCAGUUUUGCUGAAAGAUGACAAAAAGAAUGACCCUGUCAGCCUAUCGGAAACGAACGACGAAGAGGAUGGAUUCAGUGGUUUUGUCGACGAUAUUGGGGAUAUUUUGAAAUCUCCACGUGCGAGGUGGAUCUACUUGGCCAGUUUUCUUCGCUUUUCUUCUGGAUUGUGCAUUGGAGUUUGGUCGGCACCCUAUUUUAAACUUGCGUUCCCUGACAAUUCUUCCGAUUAUGCUGUCGCCCAAGCAUUGAUCACAGCAGUUGCUGGAUCUGCAAGUGGCUUGCUCGGAGGCUAUGUGGCAGACCAGUUGGGUUCAGACUCGAAAACCAAUGGAGACGACAGCGAUAAGAAUGCCCUAGCUUCCAAGCUGUUGGUCCCAGUAGUUGGUUCAGCUCUGGCAGCCCCAGCAUGGUACUUUGCCGUCCAUUCCACUGAUUCCUUUCAAACAGCCAUGAUCUGGUUGUCAGUAGAGUACUUCAUUGCGGAAUCCUGGUUCGGUCCCACCAUCAGUACUUUGCUGGGCACAGUGACGAAAGGAGGCACCGCACAAGGUCUGUUUACCCUCACAGGAGCAGUGGCCAAUCUAGCACCUACGCUGUUGGGUGUGCUCUACACUAACACUAUCAGCCAAGGUAGCGGUUCGGAAUCCUCGGCAGAGCUGCUUCAAUGGCUCUCUCCAGCUGUUUGCCUUGGUUACGUGUUGAGCGCUGUGUGCUUUGCAAUCAGUGCCCAGGCACCAGCCACAAGUGAAAAUGAAGCAAACGCCUUGUAG